Molecule: messenger RNA, 552 nt
Organism: Acanthocheilonema viteae
Lineage: Eukaryota; Metazoa; Nematoda; Chromadorea; Rhabditida; Onchocercidae
Source: the annotation of a GenBank genome assembly
AUGUGUUUUAUGAACGGCUGUCCUCAGGAAGAGGGUGACAGAGCUGAGCAAUUGCACGAUGGGUGUUAUUCUAACUUUCAUAGCAAUAUGCUGGCACCUAUCAUUACGAAGGAUAUGAAUCCAUUUUCAUCCCAGCCUCGAAAAGCCCGUGAUGUUCAGAUACGCUCCCAAAAUUUGGAAGUUUCCAAGAUUACCAGAUGUGUAAACCAGAAUCAGGACAACAUCACAGAAAAGUCAUCUCAGCCAUCGAUGAAGCUUAAGUCUACAUUCGUUCACAGUAGUUCCCUGAGUAAGCCCCAUCUUUUGCCUUCUAUUGUGGAAGGUGUUGAGAUGCGACUAAAUUUAGAGAUGUAUCGGAAAUAUCACAGUAUUGAGGAAGGUGAUAACAUUGAUUCCAGAGGUACUUUAUUGCCUACUACUUCCAAUUCCACAUUAUUAACGAUUACGACAACGACAACGGCAGUUGCUGCUACUUCGGCAUAUUCAUCAUUUCCGGAUUCAUCGUUAUCACCCAUCAUUGGUAAAAGAAGAAAGGUGAAAAAGAUUCAAUGA